Pimephales promelas (fathead minnow) is the source of this 1656-nucleotide messenger RNA. RefSeq names its product transmembrane protein 116. Gene Ontology annotation, cellular component: plasma membrane. Gene Ontology annotation, biological process: adenylate cyclase-activating G protein-coupled receptor signaling pathway. The record is from RefSeq and is a predicted model, not a curated record. NCBI's taxonomy places the organism in Eukaryota, Metazoa, Chordata, Actinopteri, Cypriniformes, Leuciscidae. Gene Ontology annotation, molecular function: G protein-coupled receptor activity.
CUGUUACAAGCUCAGGUGUUACCCGCAAAAACAAGGUAUGAAAGCAAUGAAAGUAGCGCAGCCGCGCUAGUGGCUACCUACAGGUGAGAAAGUAGAUGUCACAUGAUCAGAGGUUCGACGUCCAGUUGAGACGGCGGGACUCGGGAGUCAGACCAGACAGACAGACAAACUGCGGCUGUAGCAACUGUAGGCUACAUGUACAUGACAGAAUAGAUAGACAGAACAACAACGAGCUGGCAUGUAGUUCAUGGAAUGAAUAUCUUUAUCAUGAAGUCAAGCGGUGGAUUAUCAAUUGAAGAAAAGAUUACUGUUUUGUCUUGGAUCUACAUCUCGACCUUGAGUUUAAGUCUGAUAGGUAGUUGUUCUGUGGUGGUGGUGUCCAUUAUAAAGAGAAGGCAUCUCAAUGAACAGACUAAGCCUCUUCUUCAACUGGCCCUGGCAGAUUUCCUGGCGUCGCUUGUUUUGAUGUGCACUGCCAUAAUUAAUUUGCCUUAUGAAAUUUGGACACUCAGUGAAAAGCUGUGCAACAACGGAUUGCCUUUGUCUCUGGCCUUCUACUGCGUCUCGUUUCUGCUUGUCAUUGUUUAUGCCUGUGAGUCAGCACUUGCAUUUCAAGGAUGGAGAGAAAAGGCAGAGCAAGAAGCAUUUGAAAUCCAGUUAUCACGCAGGAGGAGGAGGUUUUGUCUUGUCUAUGUAAUUGCAUGGCUUGCACCAAUAAUUGGAUACCUCGUCUAUAUUAAUACCUUCAGAGUUAUGGAAGCUACACUCGUGCCAGCAAGUGAACCAGCCCACAUGCCUAAUAUGACACACGUCAGCAGGGGCCCCUCUGCCAGGUUCUGUGGCAGCUGCAUUCUCUUCCUGCAUCUCAAACAAACUGCAAACGACUCCUGCACAAAAGUGGAUCAUGAUCAUGCCGAGUUCAUUUCUGUUUUCACUCUCAGCAGUGUGUUGAUCGUCAUCGUCAGCUGCACAGUGGUGUACUGUAGGUUACAAAGCUGUUAUAGGCAUUAUGAGAACACAAGCAUGUUCACAAUGUCACAGAGACAUCCAGGUGGGAUUUGGUCCUCGGCUCGAUACAUGAUCCUUGUUAUCAUUUUCUGCUGGGCACCAGCUCUGGUUCUCAUCUGUCUGUCCUUUGUACAAUCUCCGAUAAAACAUAUAUUCCCCCUCUAUGUUAUACAGGCGCUGUCUGUGUCACUCCAGGGUUUUCUGAACAGUAUUGUGUAUGCGUGGAGACGACGCAAUUUCAGAGAUGCUGUGCUGGGGGAGCGUCUGCCUCUCAUGGCCUAUUCAAACAGAGCCUUCUUUGAACAAUCAUUAAAUGAGCCAUCAUGAAAUCGCAGUAUGAAAUCAUGUAAAUGUUAGUGUGUUUCCACAUAGGAGUACAUAUAUUUGUUUAAAUGUUUUCUAUUUAUUUUUUAUAUUUGUGAUACCUGUUGAUAGGCAAUUGUACUGCUGUCUGCAUAACAGUAUAAACCAUACUUUAAAUGUUUAAAACAAUAAAAAAAAAGCCGAGCUCGAAAAAGACAAAUUAUUAGUUAAUUAUUUUCAAACCAUACUUUAUUUAUGAAAGUGAUAUUAUAUGGAAAGUGUAUUUCUGAUAUAUCAGAAGUUGAACUGCAGUUUUGUUCAAUAAAUGUCUGCUUAGCCAUGUGC